Messenger RNA from Bicyclus anynana (squinting bush brown), 4156 nucleotides. It is a transcript of the gene ash2, whose product is annotated as set1/Ash2 histone methyltransferase complex subunit ASH2. The transcript has 11 exons. NCBI's taxonomy places the organism in Eukaryota, Metazoa, Arthropoda, Insecta, Lepidoptera, Nymphalidae. Gene Ontology annotation, molecular function: protein binding; transcription cis-regulatory region binding. Gene Ontology annotation, cellular component: Set1C/COMPASS complex. The record is from RefSeq and is a predicted model, not a curated record. The coding region runs from base 177 to 1862 and encodes 561 amino acids.
UCAACUUGCUUUUUGUGGGUAAAUGUCAUCGCGUCUUUGUGAUCGUAAAUCGUAAUUUUCGCAAUCUUUUUCUUGAAUCGUGUUAUUUAUUUUGCUGGAGGAGGAACUAAUUAUAAGAUAACAUAAUGUUUAUUUCUUAAAACGCUAUUGCGUAGAGUUAAAAGUUCUGUUUACAUAUGGAAUCAGCAAGGAAAAGUGUUGAAAUGGAUAUUGCCUCCAAUAGUCAGACGGAAUCUCAAAAAGCGGGGGAAAAUGCCGACAAAAAUAAAAACAAACAAGUGAGCGAGUCACAGGGGCAUUGUUAUUGUGGCAAAGAUCGGAAUCUCAAUAUUGUAGAAUUAUUAUGUGCUUCGUGCAAUAGAUGGUACCAUGAGUCGUGUAUUGGUUACCAGUUGGGCAAACUGGUGCCUUUCAUGACCAAUUAUCUUUUCAUAUGCAAGAACUGUUCACAAACCGGUUUAGAGACAUAUAAGAAGAACCAAGCUACAUUCCCUCAAAUGUGUCUCACUGCCAUUGCAAACUUGAAACAGGAAAGUUCCAAGGACGGCAGCACCAAGACCAUGUUUAGCAAGGAUAGAGACAUCAUCCCCUACAUAGACCAGUACUGGGAAGCUAUGACUACUAUGCCUCGAAGGGUCACCCAAUCGUGGUAUGCAACAGUCCAGCGAGCGCUGAUAAAGGACAUUCACGUACUCUUCACAUACGAGGAAGACGCAAACCAUGGCCCAAUGUUUGGACUAUUCAACUCUGAGCUGACUUGCAUCAAGCCUAACUACGAAGCCAUGAUCAAGCAAGGGCAACUGAAGGUCACUGAUAUGGGGAUAGCUACUGUCCCACUAGGCGGAAACGUGAAAGGGCGCCAAGGCAAGCGGCGCCCAGCGGUGGGCGUUGAGACGAGCGCCCCCGUGGGCAAGAAGGGGCGCUCAGCGGACGUGGGCGCGCUCAAGUUACCCUCGCACGGCUACCCGACCGAGCACCCCUUCAACAAGGACGGGUACCGGUACAUACUGGCUGAACCCGACCCUCAUGCACCAUUUCGACAGGAGUUUGACGAAAGCAACGAAUGGAGCGGCAAGCCCAUCCCGGGCUGGCUGUACCGCUCGCUGUGCCCCGGCAUAGUGCUGCUGGCGCUGCAUGACCGCGCGCCGCAGCUCAAGAUCGCGGAGGACCGGCUCGCGGUCACCGGCGAGAAGGGCUACUGCAUGGUGCGCGCCACGCACGGAGUGUCUCGCGGCACGUGGUACUGGGAGGCGACGGUGGAGGAGAUGCCCGAGGGCGCGGCCACGCGGCUGGGCUGGGGGCGGCGCUACGCCAACCUGCAGGCGCCGCUGGGCUACGACAAGUUCGGCUACUCUUGGCGCAGUCGGAAGGGGACCAGGUUCCACGAGUCUCGCGGCAAGCACUACAGCGCGGGCUACGGCGAAGGCGACACGCUGGGCUUCCUCGUGGUGCUGCCCGACAGCGCCAGCACCAAGUACACGCCCAACACGUACAAGGACCGGCCGCUGGUGAAGUUCAAGAGCCACCUGUACUACGAGGACAAGGACAACAUCCAGGAGUCGCUCAACAACCUGAAGCUGCUGCCCGGGAGCCAGAUACUGUACUUCAAGAACGGCGUCUGCCAGGGCGCCGCCUUUACAGACGUCUAUCAAGGCUGCUACUACCCGACGGUGUCUCUGCACCGCAACAGCACCGUGAGCGUCAACUUCGGGCCCAACUUCAAGUUCCCGCCGCCCGCCGACUACAACUACCGCCCGAUGUCGGAGAAGGCCGAAGAGGCCAUUUGCGAGCAGACGAUGGCGGACCUGCUGUUCCUUUCUGAAAACGAGGGCAAACUGCGACUUGACACGUUCAACCUCUGAUACAACUAACACCGGCUCGCGUCUGAUCUCGUGCGGACUGAGGACAGCGGCCGGUGUUGUGCGCAGAGCGCGCCAGUGUGAGGAGUUACACCCCUGAUACAACUGACACCGGCUCGCGUCUGAUCUCGUGCGGACUGAGGACAGCGGCCGGUGUUGUGCGCAGAGCGCGCCAGUGUGAGGAGUUACACCCCUGAUACAACUGACACCGGCUCGCGUCUGAUCUCGUGCGGACUGAGGACAGCGGCCGGUGUUGUGCGCAGAGCGCGCCAGUGUGAGGAGUUACACCCCUGAUACAACUGACACCGGCUCGCGUCUGAUCUCGUGCGGACUGAGGACAAUGGCCGGUGUUGUGCGCAGAGCGCGCCAGUGUGAGGAGUUACACCUCUGAUACAACUAACACCGGCUCGCGUCUGAUCUCGUGCGGACUGAGGACAGCGGCCGGUGUUGUGCGCAGAGCGCGCCAGUGUGAGGAGUUACACCCCUGAUACAACUGACACCGGCUCGCGUCUGAUCUCGUGCGGACUGAGGACAGCGGCCGGUGUUGUGCGCAGAGCGCGCCAGUGUGAGGAGUUACACCCCUGAUACAACUGACACCGGCUCGCGUCUGAUCUCGUGCGGACUGAGGACAGCGGCCGGUGUUGUGCGCAGAGCGCGCCAGUGUGAGGAGUUACACCCCUUAUACAACUGACACCGGCUCGCGUCUGAUCUCGUGCGGACUGAGGACAAUGGCCGGUGUUGUGCGCAGAGCGCGCCAGUGUGAGGAGUUACACCCCUGAUACAACUGACACCGGCUCGCGUCUGAUCUCGUGCGGACUGAGGACAAUGGCCGGUGUUGUGCGCAGAGCGCGCCAGUGUGAGGAGUUACACCCCUGAUACAACUGACACCGGCUCGCGUCUGAUCUCGUGCGGACUGAAGACAAUGGCCGGUGUUGUGCGCAGAGCGCGCCAGUGUGAGGAGUUACACCCAUGAUACAACUGACACCGGCUCGCGUCUGAUCUCGUGCGGACUGAGGACAGCGGCCGGUGUUGUGCGCAGAGCGCGCCAGUGUGAGGAGUUACACCCCUCAUACAACUGACACCGGCUCGCGUCUAAUCUCGUGCGGACUGAGGACAAUGGCCGGUGUUGUGCGCAGAGCGCGCCAGUGUGAGGAGUUACACCCCUGAUACAACUGACACCGGCUCGCGUCUGAUCUCGUGCGGACUGAGGACAGCGGCCGGUGUUGUGCGCAGAGCGCGCCAGUGUGAGGAGUUACACCCCUCAUACAACUGACACCGGCUCGCGUCUGAUCUCGUGCGGACUGAGGACAGCGGCCGGUGUUGUGCGCAGAGCGCGCCAGUGUGAGGAGUUACACCCCUGAUACAACUGACACCGGCUCGCGUCUGAUCUCGUGCGGACUGAGGACAGCGGCCGGGGUUGUGCGCAGAGCGCGCCAGUGUGAGGAGUUACACCCCUGAUACAACUGACACCGGCUCGCGUCUGAUCUCGUGCGGACUGAGGACAGCGGCCGGUGUUGUGCGCAGAGCGCGCCAGUGUGAGGAGUUACACCCCUGAUACAACUGACACCGGCUCGCGUCUGAUCUCGUGCGGACUGAGGACAGAGGCCGGUGUUACUUCUGAUACAAUAAUAAUAAUAAAUUAAUUAAUACUGGCUCGUGCUGUCUUAUCUUGUGCGGACUGAGGACAUUGACUGGUGUUAAAUGAGUGGAUUAAAAAAGUAGUUUUAGAUUUAGUUAUUCAUAGGGUUUAACUGACACAGCUAAAGUAAAUCAUGUGUAGGAAACAUAACCUGAUAUUGCAGAUGUAUCUAAAAAUCUUGUUUUAUAUAAUUAUGUACCUGGUGUACAUAAAGAUGUUCACGUAUAAGGAUUUUAAGAGAAAGAUUAUGUAUAAGAAAAAUAAAAUAAAUAAGUAUUAAUAAAGGCCGAUACACAUUAGUCGCACUCCUGGUUUUGAAUAGUCCAUGGGAAAUACAACAAGUUACACACAGUACAUUAUACAACUAUGUGGGACACAAAAUGUACCUCUCAUAAAAAAAUGGACUAUUUCCUUUUUUUUUAUGAGACCUAGUGAUGAUGAUUUCUAAUUGUGACUACAUUUUUAUUGAAUCUCUGGCAUGGGAUAGCUGCUUCUUUGCCACCCUUGGGCGUAAGGCGUAUUCUUCGUGUUUUAUUUUUUAUGCAAUGUGAAGCUUGUAUGUGUCGGUCUUAAAAGAUCUAGUAUUGUGUUUUACAAGAUUUAAAAUUAUGUGUUGUGUACAGGUAGUGUUAAGUAAAUAAAAAUAUAUUCAAACAGA